Messenger RNA from Symbiodinium sp. CCMP2456, 870 nucleotides. The record is from the annotation of a GenBank genome assembly. Lineage: Eukaryota; Dinophyceae; Suessiales; Symbiodiniaceae.
AUGAGACCGCAGUCUGUCCCAUUGUCCAAGAACCCGCGAGCUCAUUUGCAGCAAAAUCGGCCACAUUCAGUGGCCGGCCCGCGGGCACCCAGGCGAAAACAUCGGCAGCCAUCAGUACACCCUGAGCCACCUGUGGAUGAGUUCGAUGCGGAAAAGAUCUUGUACGGAGAUCCCUUGGGGCGGUUCCGCGCGGCGAAGCGGGACGUGAAGCGCGUGGAGGAGCGCCUGGCUGCCACGCAGGGCCCCUUCCAGAAGCCACCUCUGGCAAAGUACAUGGCCAUGAAGCAUGAUCCACUCCGGAAGAAGUCCUUGUACGAGAAGUUCAAGGAGGUCAAAGACGCCAACGACGAGACGGCGCAGGCCAUGCGGGCUGACCGUCUCGAGCGUUGGAUGCAGGACGCCGCCGCCGUUGCCACGACGGUCCGGGGCGUGCUCCGCAUCAAUGACGAAGAGACAAUCUCAAGGUCUCGACCCGCUGCCCUCCGGAGACAGUCGACCGCCGCCGAUGCGGUCUUCAUGCUGGACAACGUCGAUGCCCUUCUGGGUCCAAUGGACAUGCUCAACUUCGCAGGCCACGGGGCAGCUGAACACAGGGAAGCAAAGCAGCAGGAGGAGGCUCGCCAAGAGCACAUGGCCGAGCUGCAAGCAAAGUACGGCAUUCAGAGAGUGGAGCUCCCGCUCCCGCAGGAGAAGCCCAAGAAGAAGGCGCCCUCUACGCCCCAGCAGCUGCAGCAGAAGAAGAAGGAAGAGGUCAUCGUCUUCGAUCAGCCGUUGUCUGUGGCAGUCGGCGAGUUUGAUCGCUGGAUGCGGAAGUAUCUGCGGCGCUGGAACCUCAGCUUCAAAGGAAUGACCACGGGGCCCGGCGCGUGA